Messenger RNA from Insectozyma verbasci, 1752 nucleotides. The record is from the annotation of a GenBank genome assembly. Lineage: Eukaryota; Fungi; Ascomycota; Pichiomycetes; Serinales; Debaryomycetaceae.
AUGUCUGAUGUUAAUCAAGUUACUGAUCAAGUUGCUAAAACUUUCUUAGAUGAAGUUACUGGUGAACAAGUUUCUAAAACUGAAUUAAAAAGAAGACAAAAACAAAGACAAAUUGAAGCUAAAAAAGCUGAAAAAGCUGCAAAACAACCUCAACAAGCUCCAUCAAAGAAGAAAGAUGAAUUUGCUGAUUUAAAUCCAAAUCAAUUCUUUGAAAUUAGAUCAAGACAAAUUGAAGAAUUAAGAGAGAAAAAUAAUAAAGAUUCAAAUGAACUUAAUCCUUAUCCUCAUAAAUUUGAUAGAAAUAUUAAAGUUCCUGAAUUUGUUUCAAAAUAUUCAAAUUUACAAAGAGGUGAAACUUUAAAAGAUAUUGAAAUUAGAAUUACUGGUAGAAUUAUGACUAAAAGAGAAGCUGGUUCGAAAUUAAAAUUUUAUGUUUUAAAAGGUGACGGUGUUGAAAUUCAAAUUAUGUCACAAGCUCAAGAUGCUCCUUCAAUUGAAGAAUUUGAAAAAGAACAUGAAAUCUUAAAAAGAGGUGAUAUAAUUGGUGUUGUUGGUUAUCCUGGUAGAACUGCUCCUGCAAAAGGUGGUGAAGGUGAAUUAUCAGUUUUUUCUAAAACAAUUCAAUUAUUAACUCCAUGUUUACAUAUGUUACCAACUGAACAUUAUGGUUUUAAAGAUCAAGAAGCCAGAUAUAGAAAAAGAUAUCUUGAUUUAAUUAUGAACGAUAGAUCAAGAGAAACUUUUAAAGUUAGAUCUUCAAUUAUAAGAUAUAUUAGAAAAUUUUUAGAUGAUCGUGAAUUUAUUGAAGUUGAAACACCAAUUUUGAAUAUUAUUGCUGGUGGUGCUACUGCUAAACCAUUUAAAACUCAUCAUAAUGAUUUGAAUAUGGAAAUGUUUAUGAGAAUUGCUCCAGAAUUAUUUUUAAAAGAAUUAGUUGUUGGAGGUAUGGAUAGAGUUUAUGAAAUUGGUAGACAAUUUAGAAAUGAAGGUAUAGAUAUGACUCAUAAUCCUGAAUUUACUACUUGUGAAUUUUAUCAAGCUUAUGCUGAUGUUUAUGAUUUAAUGGAUAUGACUGAAAUGAUGUUUUCUGAAAUGGUUAAAGAAAUUACUGGUGAUUAUAAAAUUGAUUAUCAACCAGAUGGUCCAGAAGGUAAAACUUUAACUUUAGAUUUUUCAAGACCUUGGAAAAGAAUCAAUAUGAUUGAAGAAUUGGAAAAAAUUUAUAAUGUUAAGUUUCCAGCUGGUGAUCAAUUACAUACUGAAGAAACUAGUCAAUUUUUAAAAAAAUUAUUAAAAGAUAAUAAAUUAGAAUGUUCACCACCUUUAACAAAUGCUAGAAUGUUGGAUAAAUUAGUUGGAGAAUUGGAAGAUUCAUCAAUUAAUCCAACAUUUAUUUUUGGUCAUCCACAAAUGAUGUCACCAUUGGCUAAAAAAGAUAGAAAAAUUCCUGGAUUAUGUGAAAGAUUUGAAGUUUUCGUUGCAACUAAAGAAAUUUGUAAUGCUUAUACUGAAUUGAAUGAUCCAUUUGAUCAAAGACAAAGAUUUGAAGAACAAGCUAGACAAAAAGCUCAAGGUGAUGAUGAAGCACAAUUGGUUGAUGAAACAUUCUGUAAUGCUUUAGAAUAUGGUUUACCACCAACUGCUGGUUGGGGUUGUGGUAUCGAUAGAUUAGCAAUGUUUUUAACUAAUUCAAAUACAAUUAGAGAAGUUUUAUUAUUCCCAACUUUAAAACCAGAACCAAAAGAAGAAUAG